Molecule: messenger RNA, 6926 nt
Organism: Larimichthys crocea (large yellow croaker)
Lineage: Eukaryota; Metazoa; Chordata; Actinopteri; Sciaenidae
Gene: sema3b
Product: sema domain, immunoglobulin domain (Ig), short basic domain, secreted, (semaphorin) 3B
Exons: 18
Coding region: 1168-3609 (813 amino acids)
Biological process (GO): negative chemotaxis; neural crest cell migration; semaphorin-plexin signaling pathway
Cellular component (GO): plasma membrane
Molecular function (GO): chemorepellent activity; semaphorin receptor binding
Source: RefSeq, a predicted model, not a curated record
AAGUCCAUUAUUCCUGCCUGCUCUCCCUCUGAGCACUUCUACUCCGCUCAGCUCCUGUGAAAACUCUGUGUAUAUGUGUGUGUGUACGAAGUCCAUCGCGUGUGCGUGUUAAGAAGAGUUUUAUGUGUGUGCAUAGGGUUGUGUGUUUUUCUAAGUGGAGCUGGAGUGCAGCCGUUCAUCAGUGGAGUUGACUGCAGACAGGGGAAUACUCAGAUCUCACUGCGCCGCUUUUUAACUCACACACCGGCUGUUUUUCUGACUUUUUAAAGACUCACUGGACUUUUUCGUACCAAAGUGGGACUGCUCCCUUUCUGCCCUCCAGGCACCAUUCCCAUUUCUGGAAUUACUCACUUUUUUUUCUCUUUUUUCCAGUUUUCUGAAAAGAAUUUUGCAGGAAUUUUUACCUGCUUACUUUAAUUUAUGGACUUUUAAGAUUCAGCAUCACUUGUUUCCACCUGUUUCCAGGCAAACUUUUCUGUGCAUUCUCAGUGAAUUUAGACAUGGAUAAGUCUGAGAAUGGGUGUGUUGCAAGCACAUAACAACAGCUUAGUGAGUGUAGUGUGUGUAUACAGCACUCUCUAUACUGUGAGUAUAUAAUCAAGAGGGUUUGCCACAUAUGUACAUUUUUUUUAUAUUGCUAUGGAAAGAGGUCAAACAGAAAAAAGCAGCAGAGUAACUAUGGAAACAGUUAGUGCUGUCAGAGGCAUGUUGGGCUCAGGUAGACGCUGAUCCUGACCCGGAAUGUUCUGAACUCUUUUGGAAUUCGGUCCCCCUGGAAACGGAUGGACAGGUAUCUAUGCCCAAGUGUGACGUUUUUGUCCCGUCUUGGAUUUGAGAGGUGAACUUGUUCGUCCUUCGCUGGAGGAGCAGUGGACCUGCAGAGAAAAGUCUUCAGAACCAAGCAGGACAUUAUAAAGAUUACACUGAAUAUUAAGAACUUGAACGGCAAGAGACUGAAGCUUCGCUAAAGCAAAACCCCAAGGGGGAUAAUCUGUUUUGGUUUUGCAAAGACAGGUGGGCUUGUCAAAAACAAGGCAAAUUUUGGGUAUUGCUGUUAAGUGGAUUCUAAAAAUAGGCCACAAUCCACCUGAAGGCACAUUUACGUCUGACUCAGAGUCAGGUCAAGUCGACUUUUGAAAAGAAGAAGUUUGUUCUAAACGUGUCAAGAUGAUGACCAUGAUGAUGAUGAUGGCAGCCACGAUGGUCACCUGCAGCUCUCUGUUCCUGCUGGGUCUGGCCACUGCCCAUGCCUCCUCUGACACCGUGACCCGCACUUCAUCUUCAUCGCCCACAUCCUCCUCUUCCUCCUCCACGUCCUCCUCAUCAUCCUCACCACGCAUGAAGCUCUCAUACAAAGAGUUGCAACAGUUCCAUGGAGUGCGACGGUUUGAUCUGGAGCGUUCCUGCUGCUUCAGUGCUCUGCUGUUGGAUGAAGAGAGAGGCCGUCUCUUUGUUGGGGCAAAGAACUUCCUGCUGUCACUAUCAUUAGACAACAUCGCCAAGCAGGAACACAAGAUCUACUGGCCUGCUCCUGUUGACUGGAGGGAGGAGUGUAACUGGGCUGGAAAGGAUAUCACUUCAGACUGUGUGAACUACGUGAAGAUCGUGCACCACUAUAACCGCACCCACCUGUAUGCCUGUGGGACCGGGGCCUUCCACCCUACCUGUGCUUUUGUAGAGGUGGGACACAGGAUGGAGGACCAUGUGUUCAGGAUUGACCCCUCUAAGGUGGAGGACGGGAAAGGGAAGAGUCCGUAUGAUCCUCGCCACAAUGCUGCGUCUGUACUUGUUGGUGAUGAGCUAUAUGCAGGCGUGGCCACAGACCUAAUGGGAAGAGACUUCACCAUCUUUAGGAGCCUGGGGAAACGCCCCUCCAUCCGUACCGAACAGCAUGACUCACGAUGGCUUAAUGAACCAAAGUUUGUUGGUUCCUUUUGGGUCCCAGAAAGUGAAAACCCAGAUGAUGACAAGGUAUUCUUCUUCUUCCGCGAGACUGCGGUUGAGGCCCAGGGGCUGGGAAAGUCCACUUACUCCCGCAUCGGACAACUCUGCAGGAAUGACAUGGGUGGUCAACGAAGUCUGGUGAACAAAUGGACAACUUUCCUCAAAACCCGUCUGAUCUGCUCAGUACCAGGAGCAGAUGGCAGCGACACAUACUUUGACGAGCUGCGCGACGUGUUUCUGCUGCAGACAAGGGACAGAAAGAACCCUCUGGUCUACACAGUCUUCUCUACUUCCAGCAGCAGUGUAUUUAAAGGCUCAGCUGUGUGUCUCUACUCCAUGAAUGACAUCCGGAGGGCCUUCCUGGGGCCCUUUGCUCACAAAGAGGGGCCCAACUACCAGUGGGUCCCCUUCCAGGGAAAAGUCCCCUAUCCUCGCCCAGGAAUGUGUCCCAGCAAGACAUUUGGCAGUUUUGAGUCAACAAAGGGUUUCCCAGACGAUGUGAUCCAGUUUGCUCGUCACCACCCUCUGAUGUAUAACCCAGUCUACCCUAUGAGCCGAAAGCCCGUCUUCGUCAGGACUAAUGUGGACUACAGCUUCACACAGAUUGCAGUGGACCGAGUCAGCGCUGCCGAUGGGCAGUAUGAUGUCAUGUUUAUUGGCACAGACAAAGGGACAGUACUAAAAGUGAUCAACGUUCCCAAAGAGAGCUGGAACAACAUGGAGGAACUCCUACUGGAAGAACUGGAGGUCUUUAAAGACGCCUCAUCCAUCAUCAACAUGCAGAUCUCCUCAAAACGGCAACAGCUAUAUCUGGGCUCAGACACAGGCAUUGCCCAGGUUCCCCUUCACCGCUGCAGUGUGUAUGGGAAGGCCUGUGCUGAGUGCUGCCUGGCCAGAGACCCGUACUGUGCCUGGGAUGGAACAUCCUGUACUCGCUACCUGCCAAACACCAAGAGACGUUUCCGUCGUCAGGAUGUAAGGAAUGGUGAUCCCAACACCCUCUGCUCUGGAGACCACCACAAGUACCGCGUUGCAGAGAGGAAGCUUUAUGGAGUGGAGGGAAGCAGCACUUUCUUGGAGUGUAUCCCCAAAUCACUUCAGGCCAGAGUCACCUGGACUUUCCAGAAACAUCCACAGAACCCAAGAGAAGAGGUGCGUCUAGAUGACCGCAUCCUUCAGACAGACAGAGGCCUUCUUAUUCGCCGUGUUUUGAAGAGAGAUAUCGGCAUCUACCAGUGCCACGCCAUGGAACACGGUUUCACCCAAACCUUAUUGGGCAUCACCUUGGAAGUUGUACCUUCAACAUCUUCCUCAGUUUCCAAUCUACCCUCUGAUGCUCCUGUACGAUUAGACCCCCGUAGUGGAGGUGGGCCCCCAAUGACCAAUCAAAAGCUUUGGUACCGGGACUUUAUGCAGCUGGUAGACCACCCUAACCUGAGCACCGUCGACCAGAUUUGUGAGCAAGUUUGGGCACGGAAGAAUGCUGGCAGUGACCAAGUGGAUAAGAGCUUUCCUGCUCAGGGGAAGGAUGUCCCACCUCUGGGUCCUGCUGCCCGCCCAGCUAAUAAGAAGUGGAAGCACCUUCAGGAGAUAAGGAAGGGGCGAAACCGCCGGACCCAUGAUGGGAAACCGAAUCCUCGGGCACCUCGCAGUGCUGGGGAGUAACAACGUAGAGAGAGAGAUGGAGAGAUAAAAGAAUGACUGAUACAAGGAGAAAGAAAGAGAAUGAUAGAAAGAGACUGAGAGACCAUGAACUCCUGGAGGUGUUCACACAUACAGAUACACACAUAAAAACACAUGCACACACAAACACACACACAACACCUCCUCUAUUGUGUAUAUUUAUCUAUGGAUGCCCCCACUAUAUGGUACCCCAAUCCCAGAGUCCUCGUCCCAAUGGUCAGCCCCUGCAUGUGCUGCCUUACUGCCCAAAAUAAUUCUGCACGUUCCCUUUACACUGUUCCAAAAGCGUAGUCGACUGUGCAAGUGCAACUGCGCAAUAAACGUCAUUCCCUUUGCCUCUGACUGUAUAUGGAAGAUGGGUUCACAGCACAGGAUUUCCACAUCUUUUGUUGGGUAUUAAAGUUUGCAUACUGCAUGUCAUCUACAGAUGUUAUGAAACUGGAUAGUUGUUCACAAUAUGAACAUCUGGACUACACCACUGAAAACAAAAACAGCCCCAAAGUUUUGGAACUCUCCUUAUAGCUUUUCUUACCUGAAGAUUUCAUUAAAAUGUAGAAAAAUUGUGGACUUGAGUGCUGCGCAAAAUAGGAAGGAAUGGAGAAAACGUGACAACUGGAAUAUACUGCAAAGUAAUGGUCUCUAACUGGAAACACAUUUAACAAUUUAUGUGCAAUUGCACGAGCAUGCAAACAAACACUUUUCUACACAAACAUUAUUUCUACAUAAGCAGAUGAAUUUAUCAACUUCCUGUGGUGCUCUCAUUGCACAUAUUUCAAGUAACCUCACUUUUCACAUGGUUUUGUGUGCAUAUUACAUAAUGCAGUCACUGAAUAGGUAGAAAUGCCAGCAGUGUGGGGCAGCCUGUGGAACAGAUCAGCAUGUUGCAGAACUGGUAUAUUAUAUAGUAGGUUUUUUAGUGGUUUCCUUGGGCACAUUGAGGCAUGUUGCAGCAAAAUAAAUCACACAAUACAAUGUAGUCAUGGUUAGAGAACAGUUGCAUCUGGCCAGAUAUGAUUAUAUUGCGUUACUGGUCCAAACCACUAGAGAAUGAGGGGUGGAAAAACUACUGGCAUUCCAUGAUGUGAGAGAAAGAUGAGAUGUUUACAGUACACAGACAAAGCUGGAGCACAAAGAAGUCAAAUCUCUAAAAACAAAUAAAACCAGGAUUACAUCGAAACAAGUUUAGUUUAGUAGGUUUUAUACGGCAUCCUGAACACACACAAAUAUAUAUAAACAUUGGAAUGACAGAAGAAGAGCUUCGACAUGAUACAAAACCUCACUCUAAAUCUUGUUAUUUAUUGGUUUUAUUUUUUUGGUGUUCAACGUUUUGUACAUUAACAUUAAGAAGAAGUCAUGAACAUGGUGGUUUGAGUGGGAAGCAUUAAUAUGAUGCAAAGGUAGAGGAAAGAUCUUAGUGGACUAUAAUAUGACAACCCAUGUUUCUGGGCUACAGUACACACACACACACACACAUAUACACACAGUAUAUACUAUAUUAGCAUGAUAUUUAUGAGUUCUAUGAUUUUUGUAUUCUACGCGGUACAACCUUUCUCUUUUUACACUGUUCUUGCAUAUGUUGUUUGUGAUAAAUAGAUAUAUGCAAAUAAUAUGAGAUGAGUAAGUCGCUGAUUCCUCAUUCAGCACGGUAAAAUGCACAGAAAGCUCUUCUUUGGCGCUACCCACAAUGUAUUUUACUGUCUGCAAAAAACGAACAAAAACCUUCCAUCUGACUCCAUACACUGUCGAAAUCACUUCUCAGCUUAGUGUUACAGUCAUUAACAUCAUUACUUUUGCUGCUUAACGAUGUCAUCUUUUCUUAAUGGACAAUUAGUAUGAUAAGAUCUUCCUCCUCUGUGUCUUUAGUCUGAUCUCUCUGUGUGUAUUAUCUGUAAAGAAAUCUUGUUUGUUGUCUGUGCUAACAUGGUGUGUGUAGCCUGCCCCCUAGUGUCUAUUGUGUGUACAGGCUUGAAACUACAAGAGCCUACCUGUCAUAUGACACUUCAUUAUAUCAUAGUCUAUCCACGUUAAAGAAAGCGACUGGCCUUGUAAGAUAAAACAUGCAUUUAUGUCAUGAAUUCAUGAAAUCUAAAUAUGAUUUUUAUGAUGAAUAUAUGAUCUAAUUUGUGUUGCUGCCACAUAUUUCUCAGAAGUGUCGUUUUAAAGACAUUCAGUAUACUGAAAUUGGCUAAAUCUGGCUUUUGUGGGUUCAUUAAUUCACACAGGUCACGAUUCCAGGAGGCAACACAAAGUAGGUCUGUGAGUGGAUUUUAGAUGUAUGGAAUCAUUGUUGUUGUUAUUUAUAUACCUUCCUUUUAGAGAUGUAAUUAACUCUUUGAACUGAACUGAACUGACUGACUCCUACAAAAGGGACACUCAGGGACAUUUUGACCCCACAUCCAGGAUUUACAGUAAAAAUGAUGAGGGUUUAAAUGUAGAUGCUGUCUAAACAUGCACACAUCUGCAUUUAAACCACAGAACUAAAUGAAUUAAUUCACUAAAUAGAGAUUAAAUUUAUUAUUCAGUUUUCUUUGAUAAAAGGUUAUUUACAUUGGUAGUGAUGUCAGACUCGACUGUGUUUCCCUUUUAAGUCAGCAGUUGUUUUGUGCUCUUUUGAAAUUGCAUGACCAAUGUUAGUGGGUAACGCGUUUGACAAUGGUGCAGUGGCGAGAAAAGAGCAAGAGAAAGAAAGCACAAUGUUGAAUAUUAUUAUUAUUCCUAUGUAUUUAUGUGCAAAGAUAAGCUGAUAUGUUGUGGUGGAUUUUUAUUUUUCUUAUAAAUGUAGAUUUUCGUCUGUAUUGUUCAUGUUCUGCUGAAAAGGACUCAUCCUCAACAUAUUUUGGACAUUACAGCCAAUGGGAAAGCUCCUUCUGAACACAGUGUCUAAUUAGAGUCUUUGUUGUUCACACAGCCCUCCAAUCAACACCCCUGUUGUAUCCCAUGCCAUGUGACGCACCCCUGUACGAUAGCUCACAAGGAGAGGCUUGUGUAUGUAUGUGUAUGUGUGAAUAAGAGAGAAAUGUUUGCUUGUGGAUUAUGUGUAAUUGCAUGUGUGUGUGUGUGUGUGUGUAUGUGUGUGUGUGGGAGAGAGAGUUUUGGGGGGAAAGCAGAGCUCUGUAUAUAAUGGCAAAGGAACAGUGGUGUGUGUGUGUGUGUGUGUGUGUGUGUGUAGAGAAGGUCUGUAGGUGCAAGGCCAAAGUUAACGUGGUGCACUGUAAUACUCCCAGAGGUCUUUGUGAAAUGUCAUGUCAGAUUGUUUUUGAUUAACACAAUAAAAAAUAUGCAGUUACUUAAAAAUGAAA